Ambispora leptoticha is the source of this 2004-nucleotide messenger RNA. Lineage: Eukaryota; Fungi; Glomeromycota; Glomeromycetes; Archaeosporales; Ambisporaceae. The record is from the annotation of a GenBank genome assembly.
AUGGAUGAUUAUUUGCUUCGUUUGCAGAGAGAACCAUUUCCAAACUAUGUUAAAGAAAGAAUAGAAGGAGAAAUUAAAAAAAUCCAGAAACGUUCUGAUAGUCACACUAAAGAAAUUAGCGAAGAUCCUGAAAAUGAUAAUUUAACCGAAGUAGAACAAAAACUCAAUGAAAGACAUUUUGGAUUGAAGAAGGUAAAAAAAUUGAUUAUCAAUUAUUUGGGAGCUAAAAAACAAGCUGGAAAAAACCUUGGUAAAGUUAUUUGUUUAAUCGGUUCACCAGGAACAGGAAAAUCCUCUAUCGCUCGUUCUAUUGCUGAAGCACUAGGUCGUCCAUUUACAAAGGCUUCCCUAGGGGGUGUUCACGAUGAAGGAGAAAUUCGUGGCCAUCGUUCUACUUAUGUUCAUGCUAAGCCAGGAAUAAUUGUCCAGGCUCUCCAACGAGCAAAAAAAAGAAAUCCGGUAAUCUUAGUUGACGAAAUUGACAGCAUGGGUAAAAGUGAACAUAAUGGAGAUCCUGCUGCCGCUUUUUUAGAAAUUUUUGACCCGGAACAAAAUGAAAAUUUUCGCGAUCAUUAUAUUGAACUACCGAUUGAUCUUUCCCAAGUAAUGUUUAUUUGCACUGCUAAUGAUGCACAGAAAAUACCUUUACCUUUACUAGAUAGAAUGGAAAUAAUUGAAAUACCUCCCUACAAUGAAAGCGAGAAAUUUCAUAUUGCCAAAGAAUAUUUAAUUCCUAAAUUAUUGAAUAAAUACCGCCUUACCAAAGAACAGUUAGAUUUUGAGGAUCCAGCUAUUAAAAAAAUUAUCAAAGAUUACACUUGGGAGCCAGGAAUACGAAAUUUGGAAAAGAAACUUGAAAAUAUUUUCGCUGAAUUUUCUAAAAAAAAAGCACAAGGAGAUUUAAUCACUGAAAAGAUUACUUCGGCAAAAGUCCAAGAAUAUUUAGGAAAACCCGCAGUCCCUGAUUUAAGUAGUGAAGUUGAUUAUGAUAAACCCGGAGUAGUGAAUGGAUUGGGUGUUCUUAAUCCAGAAAUAGGUGGGGGAAGUGUUUUACCAAUCGAAGUAAAAAUUUUUUCAAAUGGCGAAGGAAAAAUUAUCACUACGGGUAAUUUAAAAAAAAUCAUGAAGGAAUCAAUCGAGAUAGCAAUUUCCUACGUUAAAAGUGCUGCUGCUGCUACGAAGUUUAAUCUUAAUCAAAACAUUUUUAAAAAUCAAGAUAUUCAUAUUAAUAUGCCAAAAGGUGAUAUUCCCAAAGAUGGUUCGAGUGCUGGUAUUGCUCUCACCACUGCCAUUAUUUCGGCUUUAAAUGAUAAAAAAAUUAAUAAGGAUAUUGGAAUGACCGGCGAAAUUAAUUUGAGUGGAAUUGUUGGAGAAAUUGGUGGAUUACGAGAAAAAAUUUAUGCUGCUCAUCGGAAAAAAUAUAAAGCAGUUUUUAUUCCCAAAAAAAAUGAAAAUGAUUUAGAUGACAUUCCCUCCGAAAUAAAAAAAGAUAAAUAUAGUAGGUUAUUGAUUGAAGCUGGAUUAUUUGCUUAUGGACCAACCAAAGGAAGAGUUCAAAACGUUUUAUUUCCUGCCCUCAUCCCCCUUGACCUGUUAAAAAAAGAAAAAGAACAUGUGACCGGAUUUAGCCCUGAAUGUUUUUUCAUUGAAAAAAUUGGUGAAAAGAGAAUAGAAAAUUCGCUAAUUCUACGUCCUACCAGUGAAGAAGGCCAUACCCUUCAUGAAAACAAGGAAGAAGCUCGAGAUUUUGCUUUAAAUAUCUUGAAAGUUUAUGAAGAUUAUGCGAAAAAUACCUUAUAUUUAGGAGUAAUAGUCGGUAAAAAGUCCGAAGGAGAAAAGUUCGCUGGAGCCAUAGAGACCUACACUGUGGAAUGCCUACUACCCGAUGGACAAUGCCUGCAAUUUGCUACUAGCCAUUAUUUUGGGGAUAAUUUUUGCCGUCUAAUGAAUGUCGAAUUUCAAACAAAAGACAAUAAACGACAGCAUCCUUUUUCCACUUCAUGA